ACGUUUCCUAGUCUGUCAUAUGCAAAACGAAACGAAGGAUCGAUAACUUGACUGGAGGGCAUGAAAAAAAUCCAGUUUUCUACUCGAUUAAAAUAAUUMUAUUACUUCAUGUCGCAAAUUGUAGCCAAAUCUAGUAUUAGCGCGUUAGCUUGAGGAUAAAGCUAAGAGUUUUAUCUARUCUAUGUUUGUUUAGCUGCUGUUAUCACGUCUGACUGCAGACUCCUGCUGUCCAAACACACCGCCUUUGUGGCGAUGACUGCGGAUUUACUGUCUGAUCUGGAUAGCCGAUUCUUCGCUGAUAACCUACUGACGAGCGAAGAUUGGGAUGCCUGCCUGUUCAAGUGUGAGAGCAUGGAGGAAGGAGAGGACGGGGACUUCAGUMAAGGGUUGAAAUACGAACCAUCGGUACGGUCAUGUUUCUGUUUAGGAAACACUUCGGUGAUAAAAAAUGAGAUGACAUUGACGGAGCCGCUCCCUGUGGAAAUGUUGUUCCAGGUCAAGGCUGAGCCUCCCUCUCCUGCUUCCUCGCUGGAGUCGGAUUGUUCGACCUUGUCGCCUGACCCACAGGUUACAAUUAAAGCCGAAAACCCUCCGACUCCUCCGUACAUGUAUGGAGACGUACUGUCUCCUCCGCUGGGGACGAUGGAGGUAACCGUGGCAACGACAGCAGUACCCCCACCCCAGUCCCAGAUUCCAAUAAUGACACAGACUCAGCUGCAGGCACCAUUAACAUCUGUCCAAGCAGUCAUCAAUGGAAUACAGACACAAACUGCAGUCCUGCCAAGCACAUUAAAAGCCAGCAGCAUCCUGAGCACCAAACCUCCCAUCCAGCCCCGACCGGUGUGUGUUGCUGCUUCACUCCCCGUCCCCCAAAACCCUGCACCAGCGAAGACCCUCAUACUGCAGGGGCUGCCCUCCAUGGAUCAGAACAGACCUGUCGUCCUCUCUCCGUCCGUCUGUCUCAGUUCGGCUCCGGCUAUUGUCAAAAUGGAACCUGUGUCCCCCAGCAUCCCUCAGCACUGCUCCAGCCCAACUGCCUCCUCAACCAGCAAGCCCAUCGUCCCGGCGACCACGGCGUUGCCCAGCAACAACUCCAACGACAUUGAUAUGAAGGUGCUAAAGCGGCAACAGAGGAUGAUAAAGAACCGAGAGUCUGCCUGCCAGUCGAGAAAGAAAAAGAAGGAAUACCUGCAGAACCUGGAGGCYCAGCUGAGGGAAGCACAGCAGGAGAACGAACGACUCCGCAGGGAGAACCAGGCGCUGAGGGAGAGACUGGCUGUGAAGGAGAGCAGCGACUCUGCAAGCAACAAGAGAGCAGUGUGUGUCAUGGCGGUUCUGCUGUUCAUGACCUUCAGCUUUGGCCCCGUCAGCAUCACAGACAGGAAGCUGUCGGCCGGUCUGCAGGAAGAUCUGGUGUCGUAUACGGGUCGCCGGCUGCUGGAGAUCGAACAGCAGCAGGAGCGCCAGGCUGAUCCUCAACCUCUCCAGAAAAUUGAGGACAAACAGGAGAAACCGGAGUCCGGCGGCGACGAGCGGUGGAAGGGAGGAGAGGCGGAGAGAUACGCUCCAGAGUCUUAUCAGUUCCGAAACCUGAGUGACAUGUUCAGUGACAUGAAGGAUCUGGUUCUGCCAGACAUCGAGCGUUACUUCACUUCCUCAGACUGCCGACAGUUCAACCGCUCUGAGUCUCUCAGGCUUGCAGACGAGCUGAGAGGUUGGGUUCAUCGACAUCAAAUCGACAGGAAGAAGUCUGGAGGAAAAGCAAAGACGGCCAAAAAAGCAAAGAUCACCCAGAAAGCUCAACUGAGGAAGGCAAACAUCUCCAGAUAUCUGCCGAUCCAGGCUCACCGCUCCAUAGAAAGUCAGCUGAGGGUACUUCCUGGUCCUGAGGUCACCUACAGCGACUUCCUGGACGCCAUCGACCGCAGGGAAGACACGUUCUACGUCGUGUCUUUCAGGAGGGACCACCUGUUACUUCCUGCCAUCAGCCACAACAAAACCAGCCGSCCUAAAAUGUCUCUGGUGAUGCCGGCCAUGUCUGUUAACGAGAGUCUCUACAACUCGUCUCAGGGCUACGAGAUGAUGAUGCAGGUCGACUGCGAGGUUAUGGACACUCGCAUCGUCCCCAUAAAGUCCUCUGCCGUCCCUCCGUCUCUUCGCGACCCCACCCCUCCUCCGCCCGCCUCCCAGCACGGCGCCCACCAUCACCAUGGCAACAACACCUCCCUCAGAGGGCGGCACCAGCACCAUCCAUCGUCUUCUUCCCCGUCUCCAAGGCAGCCUCUGCCCUCCCGAACUCAAACACCCGAAUACUUGAUCAGCCAAUCAGAAGGCGUCUGAGGAGACACAGAGACGAGUCUGAUGGUUGAAGGUUGGUGACUCAGAUGAAGAAUCAAAGGAAAUCUUUUUAAAAUCUCUUCACUAAGCAAAAAAGGUUUCAGAGACGUUUAGAAUCCAACAAAACUGUGUUAAAUUCUGUGAGUUUAUCUAGCAUUUCAUCAGCGACGGGUACUGACAGGACCAAAUAAAAUACUGUCAAAAUACACAGAUCUAUUGAAAGUGAAUCAAACUGAUCAGUUUCAGUUUUCUUUAGAGACUACUCGGUUAUUUCCCUUCAACAGUCAAAUCUUGAUCAAAUUUGACUCUUUAUCGGGCUCUGUUCCGUUUGAUGGGGCCACAUUUUGAAGUUCUUUGGACGUUGCAUAUUUAAACCCGUCAUCUCUGGUUCUGCAGACAUACUAAAGUCACUAAGAAAAGAAGUYACUGCGAUAUAAUCUACGUGUUUAGAGGUUAUAUUCAGGUUUCAGGACAUGAAAUGUUUUCAGUGUCAUGGAUUGAGUUUUUUAAUGGUUUCAGGGUUUAAAACUUUCGUCUUGGGAUUCUAGGCGUAGAGAGACACGAUGUACAUAUUUAGAUACAUUGUGAUCAAUAAAACUGCAGAAAUCUAGYGUUCCUUUAUCUGAAAAAAGUCAAGAAACUUUAAAGGCCUUUACAGUUUGUUGUAAAUACAGUGUAUUUCAUAAAUCUGAUUAUUUGACACAACAUUGACAGCUGCUGCAUGACGGCRGGCGCUAUUUGGUUAAAAGAUAUGUGAGGUGGGUUUUUUUGUUCUUUUUGUAGACUUUAUAMAUUUUUACAAAGGAGUCUUGUUGAUUUGUUUUCUCAGCAAACACACUAUAUGAAUGCCAGCUGCAGUUCAAGUUGAGCAGUGGCGUAGAAAUUGAGUUUCAGCAGAAUCAAU
Messenger RNA from Poecilia reticulata (guppy), 3241 nucleotides. The record is from RefSeq and is a predicted model, not a curated record. NCBI's taxonomy places the organism in Eukaryota, Metazoa, Chordata, Actinopteri, Cyprinodontiformes, Poeciliidae.